ACAAUCUUUAUAAAUAAGUUAUUUUAUUUAAUUCUCUUGAAAUACUAUGUAUGAGUGGAGGAAUACAGGUUUUUUUGGUUUCUAAGUGUUUUAAGAGGGGUUUUGGUAAUCUAAUCGUCGGGGCGAUCGGAGGCGGUAAAAAGAGGGUUUAUUCAGAGAGGGUUUUUGAAGGACUUAGAGGAGUUCUAUUUGAAUGUAAUAAGGGUAAAAUUUUUGUAUUAAUAGAUUCUCGACGGUAUACAAGAGAAAUCCAGCAAUUUAGAAAGAUAAAACAAGUUAAGACAUGUUUAUCAGGAAAUCCAGGUGUACGAAAAAUAUACACAAAUGAGGCUAGUAUUUUUGGUCAAAGAUACUAUAGAACAUCAAGUCAAAGUUAUAAUUGUUAUCUUGCGGAUUUGGAGGAAAAAGCAAAUGCAUCGAUGAAUGAUCCUAAACAGCAAUAUUUGUAUUAUAAAUCGUUGUUAAAUUCAUAUCCUGAGUUUAUAAUAUCACGAUAUGAAGACACAGGAGCGGCAAGAAAUAAAGAUUGCGAUUUGAUAUAUGCAAAAGCACUGGAAAGUACUGGACAGAUGGAAAAGGCGAUGUUAGUACGAAAACAUAUAAAUUCGGAUCUAGGAAAUACAUAUUCAGAUAAUAGUACACAAAAAUCGGAGAAUACUCAUGCAAAUACCCAAGAAAAUCCAUCAGGAAGUAAUGCCAACAAUAAUCAAUUAUUAUCUAAUUAUUCGAAUAUGUCUAUGGUUCAAUCCUUUUCUCAGAAUACUAAAAAAAAUCCUAUUUAUGUUGUGACAGAAGAAUCUCGUCAGACCAAGAUUUUUAAAUGGGCAAGAUUUAUUUUAUCAUUUACAUUUGUUGGAUAUUUGAUCGUUUUAUUGUCUACAAUAUUUGCAGAAAGUGCAGGUGUCUUGAGAUCAUUAAAUAAAUCUCAGGAUAUUGAAGCUUCUGGUGAUAAUUUACCUGAUGUAAAAUUUAGUGAUAUUUGUGGUGUUGAUGAGGCAAAAGAGGAUCUCCAGGAAGUCGUUGAUUUCUUAAAAAAUCCAGAAAAAUUUACAGCAUUAGGAGGGAAACUUCCUAAAGGUGUAUUACUUAUAGGUCCACCUGGAACAGGAAAAACAAUGCUUGCAAAAGCUGUUGCAAAAGAAGCAGGUGUUUCUUUUUUUUUCAUGAGUGGAAGUGAAUUUGACGAAAUGUAUGUUGGGAUUGGUGCAAAACGUGUACGUGAAUUAUUUAAUAUUGCAAAAAACAGAUCUCCAAGCAUUGUAUUUAUUGAUGAAUUAGAUGCUAUAGGAAGUAAGAGGAAUCCAAAAGACUCCGCUUACAUAAAACAAACAUUAAAUCAAUUAUUAGUAGAGUUAGAUGGUUUUUCCAAUAAGGAGGGUAUUAUUAUUAUGGCAGCAACCAAUUUUCCAGAAUCUUUAGAUCCUGCACUUAUUCGUCCUGGUCGUUUUGAUAAACAUGUUAUUGUUCCUUUACCUGAUAUUCGAGGAAGACUUAGUAUUCUUAAACAACAUACUAAAAAAAUAAGGAUGGCCAAUGAUAUUGAUCUUACUGUUUUAGCUAGAGGUACACCAGGAUUUUCCGGUGCAGAUCUUCAAAAUUUAGUUAAUCAAGCUGCGAUAAAAAGUAGCAAAUUAAAUUCUACAUAUGUUUCUAUGAAAGAUCUUGAAUGGGCACGAGAUAAAAUUCUAAUGGGUACUGAACGUAAAAAUGCAUUUAUUACUGAAGAAAGCAAACGAAAUACUGCAUACCAUGAAGGCGGACAUGCUCUUGUAGCCUUAUAUACACCAGGUGCAAUGAAAUUACACAAAGCAACUAUUAUACCACGUGGAAGCUCUCUUGGAAUGGUUAUGCAAUUGCCUGAUAUGGAUAAAUAUACCGAGUCUAAAAAAGAAUUUUUAGCUAAAAUAGAUGUAGCAUUAGGUGGUCGAGUUGCUGAAGAACUUACACUUGGAAAGGAUAAUAUUACAUCCGGAUCCUUAAGCGAUAUUCAAAACGCUACUGCUAUAGCAAAAGCAAUGGUAACACAAUAUGGAAUGAGUGAUAAAGUAGGACCUGUUGCAUAUGAUCAGGAUUUGUCACGUUUAUCUUCUUCUACAAAAGCACUCGUAGAAUCUGAAAUAAAAACAUUAUUAGAAGAAGCACAAGCACGUGCUACAAAUAUUCUUAAAACACAUAAAAAAGAACUAGAUCGCCUUGCAAAAGCUCUUAUUGAAUUCGAAACACUUACUUCUGAUGAAAUAGAAAAGGCUAUUCGUGGCGAAAAAAUUGAUCAUUUAGAUUAAAUUGAUCUUUUAGAUUAAAUUGAUGCAUCUUUUCCUUAUCAUCUACGAA
Pneumocystis carinii B80 is the source of this 2331-nucleotide messenger RNA. RefSeq lists its product as hypothetical. The record is from RefSeq and is a predicted model, not a curated record. NCBI's taxonomy places the organism in Eukaryota, Fungi, Ascomycota, Pneumocystomycetes, Pneumocystales, Pneumocystaceae. Gene Ontology annotation, cellular component: mitochondrial inner membrane. The coding region runs from base 51 to 2282 and encodes 743 amino acids. Gene Ontology annotation, biological process: mitochondrion organization; protein quality control for misfolded or incompletely synthesized proteins. The transcript has 10 exons. Gene Ontology annotation, molecular function: ATP-dependent peptidase activity; ATP binding; metalloendopeptidase activity.